Messenger RNA from Dromaius novaehollandiae (emu), 2968 nucleotides. RefSeq names its product polyadenylate-binding protein-interacting protein 1-like. Lineage: Eukaryota; Metazoa; Chordata; Aves; Casuariiformes; Dromaiidae. Gene Ontology annotation, biological process: regulation of translational initiation. The record is from RefSeq and is a predicted model, not a curated record. Gene Ontology annotation, molecular function: protein binding; translation activator activity; RNA binding. The transcript is spliced from 11 exons. The coding region runs from base 183 to 1619 and encodes 478 amino acids.
AAGCCGCCAGGGGGCGCUGCGGGCGGCGCUGGGCCGCGACCAUCGCGGCGGUGCGAGGGGGGGGAGAAACUGAAAGUGAAGGGCUCGGGCCGCCGCGAACCGGGAACCUCGCGGGCCCGAGCCUCCCCCCGCGCCGGCCUCCGCCUCCCGCCCAUGAGGGCGUGAGCCGCGCCGGCCCCAGCAUGUCGGAGGGUUUCGACCGGGCUCCGGGCGCUGGCCGAGGCCAGGGCCAGGGCCGGGGCCGCGGCCGGGGCCGAGGAGGCGGCGCCCUCCUCAGCGGCACGGGCGCGCCGGAGAGCGGCGGCGGGGCCCGCCUCGAGGGCAGCGCUGCCCACGGCCCGGGCCCGGCCGAGCAGCAGCAGCAUAAGCCGGGCGGCUUCCCCCAGCAACAGGAACCGCUGCGGCCGCCGAAGACGGCGCCGCCGGGCACCGGAAACGCAGAACACCUGCGACAGACAAGAAUUCCAUCUGGAUCACAAGAUAAAGUUUCAGUUCCUGAUUCUGGACCAGCAAUGGCUAAACCUCAGGUGGCUGUGGCUCCUGUGGUAAUCUCAAAAUUGUCUGUUAACGCACCUGAGUUUUAUCCCUCAGGAUACAAUCCAAACUUUGCAGAGUCUUCCUUUGAAGAUGGAUGUGAUGGUUAUCUGACUUUGACAGAGUAUGUACAAGAUUUCCUAAAUCAUCUCACUGAACAACCGGGUUGUUUUGAAACUGAAAUAGAGCAGUUUGCUGAAACACUGAAUGGCUGGGUCACUACAGAUGAAGCUUUGCAAGAACUUGUUGAACUCAUCUAUCAGCAGGCCACAUCUGUCCCAAAUUUCUCCUACAUGGGAGCACGGUUGUGUAAUUAUUUAUCUCACCAUCUAACCAUUAAUCCACAAAGUGGAAACUUCCGACAGUUGUUACUUCAAAGGUGUCGAACAGAGUAUGAAAACAGAGAUCAAGCUGCAAAAGGAGAUGAGACUACUCGAAAACAAUUUCAUGCCUUUGUGCUCUUCUUAGCUGAACUUUACCUUAACCUAGAGAUUAAAGGAACAAAGGGACAGGUAACACGAGCAGAAGUUCUUCAAGCUGGCCUUGGGGAAUUACUAAAUGCUCUCUUCUCUAAUCCUGUGGACAACAAUUUGAUAUGUGCAGUGAAACUGCUGAAGUUGACAGGCUCAGUUUUAGAAGAUGCUUGGAAAGAAAAAGGGAAGAAUGAAAUGGAUGAAAUGAUUCAGAGAAUUGAAAAUGUUGUGUUGGAUGCAAAUUGCAGCAGAGACGUGAAACAGAUGCUUCUGAAACUAGUAGAACUACGAUCAAGUAACUGGGGUAGAGUACAUGCAACUUCUCCAUAUAGAGAAGCUACCCCUGAAAAUGACCCAAACUAUUUUAUGAAUGAGCCAACAUUUUACACUUCUGAUGGUGUUCCUUUCACUGCAGCAGAUCCAGAUUACCAAGAAAAAUACCAAGAGCUGCUUGAAAGAGAGGAUUUGUUUCCAGACUACGAAGAAAAUGGAACAGAUUUAACAGGGGCUGGAGAUCCGUAUUUCGAUGACAUUGAUGAUGAGAUGGAUCCAGAAAUUGAAGAAGCAUAUGAAAAAUUCUGCCUAGAAUCAGAACAUAAGAGAAAACAGUGAGAUGCUACACAUAAAUGUUAGUUUAUUAAAGCAGUUUAGGUAUGAUUAGAAUACAGGGGAACAGAGAAUUGUAACAUUUGUACCAAAAUAAGGAAGCUGAGUUUCUUCAAGUACUAACGUUACACAAUUUUCAUUUUGUUAAACAGAAUCUGCCAAAAAUUGUAAACUUAUGCCCUGUAACUUAAAAUAUUGUGUAUAUAUCAUAGUUUAUUUUAUGUACAGGUAAAUGAACAAUGUUUUGGCUGCAAUAAAAUCGAUUUAAAAAUAUUAAAAUGGAAAUAAAACUUAACUAACUGGGAACGGUCCCAUUAAAUUUCUCAUGGGGUAGAAAGGGGAUAAAUAACUUGAUCUAAAUUUAAUUGCUUGCUUGUUUUAGUAUACCUUAGAACUUAUUUAUCCUUUUCUUCAUAUGCAAGAUAUCCGGGUUUUGGUUGGGUUUUGGUUGGGUUUUUUUUCCUUGUUUGGUUGCUCUUUUGUUGUUUGGGGUUUUUUGAGGGGGGGGGUGUUUGUUUUUUUGCUAAGCAGAGUAUUAGCUGAAUAUGGAUUAUCCUUUCUGUAUGUCACAAUCAUGACAAAUGGUUUGUUAAGAUUUUUUUCCCUCCCUUCUCCCCUUUGCAAAACACAUGGGUGAGGUCUAGACUUUUUUUACUGGAACAAACAUUUAAUAUAUUGAUACUGUGAAGAAGCAAGCAGUAUUUUGGAAGUCAGGUGCUUUCAAGACCUUUGGUUCAGCUAUUUUCAACUUUUACAAGCAAAAACUCUCCUUUAAAUAGUUUGCUGUGUUCUUCAAGGCUACAUGAGUAUAGUUAUGUUUUAACCAUGCUCCUCAUGAGUAUGUGCAGUUCUUAAUAUAUUUUUCUGAAUGUAUCUAACAUGUCUAACCUUCUCGCAACCUUUGUAAUUUUCUCCAGUCUUCUAAUUUUAUAUAAUUUGUCAUAAUUUUGUAGCUUGUGUACCCUCAAUCAUUUAUUUCAUAAAUGUUAACAUUUUGAAGCCAGCUGCUCCUUUUUGACCCAAAAUAAUCAUGUUAAUUUUUCUUGGAUACUCCACUGUUGUUGCUGAUUUUAGUUGUACUGCUUCCUGUCAUUUGUUAUUGGUUAGACAAAGUAGAACCCCUUUACGGAAAAAAAAUGGACAAAUAUCCCCAAAAGUCGCUACUGUAAAGAACACAUGUUGUAAAUAUGCAUGUAAAUAAUUCUGUUAAUAUUUCACUGUAAUACGUUUGGUUAAUUAACUUGUGCGUCUGCUAAUACAGUAAGCACUGACUGUUUUCUGGAUGUUUAUUUAACAUAUUCAUUUAGGUCUGAGUUUUGGAAAAUAAAAAUUAACUAGCUUUGUUUCCUUUGGUA